Penicillium waksmanii is the source of this 411-nucleotide messenger RNA. RefSeq lists its product as uncharacterized. Lineage: Eukaryota; Fungi; Ascomycota; Eurotiomycetes; Eurotiales; Aspergillaceae. The coding region runs from base 1 to 411 and encodes 136 amino acids. The record is from RefSeq and is a predicted model, not a curated record. The transcript has a single exon.
AUGCCAGAUUCUUUGAAGACCCUAGAUGCUCGGAUCUAUGCCAUUCGGUGGCGCGGGUCUAUCUCGCUGUUGGAAUUACGGGCCACCCACCUCCGAGAUCAUCCCACAUGGUACAGGACUGUCAUAAAUGAAAUCAGGAAGCUCGUGAACGAAGUCGCAGAGAUCAAGUUUGGCGCACUUACUGAGGCCAUGGGUAUUGGGGCUCCUCACGAAGAGUUGGUCUGCAUUGCGGAUCAUUGCACGCUCUUCAAUCUUAUUGUCCAAGCACAGCUGCGGAACUUGAGUCAAGACGCGGAGAAGGCUGAAUGGGUGGCUUUCGUUUUGAUCGAGUACAUAAAUUCUCUGGACUUGAAUUCUGGGGAUUCUAUCCCAUGUUGGUCAGAUGGUGAAGAAUUCAUCUAUAGUGAGUGA